AUGAGAAGGGUUUGUUCGUCCAAGUACGAGAAGAAUGAUCCAGAGGAGAAGAAUUACUGGAAGGAACUCAUUAGAGAGAUUGAAAAGUCCUCCAAGAAGCACACGUUCAAGCCAAGACUAAUUGCUGAGCUGUAUCGACCACUGCCGGAAAAUUUGAGGAAUCGAAUUGGAAGAAUAAUCCCAAUUGAUUUCCUCACAGAUAAGUUCCAAAUUCAGGAUGACACGUCAUCAGUAGAGACAAAUUCUGAGAAAUCUGAUGAUUCUGACUCCACAAUUAAGGGUGUUUUGAAGACGAAACUCUCUAAGCGAGAUGGAACGAAGAAUGAGAUAUUCGCCAUCAAGAUCGAGCCUGUUGGUUUGCCUAAGAGACUUGGAGUGGAGAAGAACAACUGGAUUUCAGAGUACAUGCGAAAACCAAAGAAGGAGCGCGUCAAGUGGCAAUCAAAGCUGCAUCGCGUAGAUAAAAGUUCAUGGCAUCUUCAGCCACUUCACGAUAAAGUGGAGGAUCUCGUGGAUUUGGCAGCGCAGGACUUCAGUGACUGGCUGAAUUCCCUGGCCAGCGACAAGUCCUUGAAGACAGUAACCAAGGACAGGAUAAAACAGCUCUUUCCCGUUCUCGCCACCGGAGAUUCCCUCCGAGGACUCGAGGUGGAGUACAAAGACCUAUACAUAUUGCCUGAGGAAGUUCUGGAGCAAUACUGCAUGGGCAGAGAGGUAAGGCAGAUCCUUCAGAUCCGGCGUCAGGAUGCCAUCCAGAAUCGAAAAGCUGAACGAUACGUGGCCUUUGGGAAGAAUCUUCCCGUUCCGUUGCGCCAUCGAAAGCGACUGGUGAGGGAAGUGGAGCCGUCCAAGACUGUUUUCCCCGAAGACCUUCGCACCAAAGAGACACUUUUCCGAGGAAUUGAGCACUUGCAGUCUACAAAGCUCUUUAUUAACCAUCUGAAAGGACAUCCAGAACUCCCAAAGCCCGAAUACUUGACCAAAACCGGUGCCUUUGCUGCAGCUCAAGUGCAGAGGAAAUUCAGUCACGUUCCACUCAGGGACUGGCUUCUGAAGACAAAUUAA
Phlebotomus argentipes is the source of this 1065-nucleotide messenger RNA. RefSeq lists its product as uncharacterized. The transcript has 5 exons. NCBI's taxonomy places the organism in Eukaryota, Metazoa, Arthropoda, Insecta, Diptera, Psychodidae. The coding region runs from base 1 to 1065 and encodes 354 amino acids. The record is from RefSeq and is a predicted model, not a curated record.